Metopolophium dirhodum (rose-grain aphid) is the source of this 1420-nucleotide messenger RNA. RefSeq lists its product as uncharacterized. The transcript has a single exon. NCBI's taxonomy places the organism in Eukaryota, Metazoa, Arthropoda, Insecta, Hemiptera, Aphididae. Bases 189 to 1106 code for a protein of 305 amino acids. The record is from RefSeq and is a predicted model, not a curated record.
UAAUUUUUCUAUAACCUUGCGUGAGGUAAAAAAAAAACGCUGAGGAGUCAACCUUAUAAAAAUCAAAAAAAGUUUUGCAAAACAACGUCACUACGUCAGGACGAGUGCAGAAUAACCCGGCUGUUGGAAAUUCGCAGAAUUACGAGUUCCGCACCCAUAGCGGAUAUCCGUUGAAAGACAACACUCACAUGAUGGCAGACGACGGAGCAUAUACGGCAGACGACCCUACGCUGACCGUAGGGCCGAAAAUUGUCUGUAUCACUGAGCUCUGUGACCAACAACCGUCGGCGACGACAUCCACAUUGCAGGUGGAGGCCGAUCAGAGGACGUUAGAUUUAGCACCACUACUAUCCCUGUGUCCAAAUGACGAACUGUUGGAAGCUCCUGUUGGAAUCUUGCAGGAGUGCGAUUAUCCAUCGACAGACAACGUAUAUAUGGUGGACGACAAUAAAUACACGACGAAAGAUGACGCGGUAGACGACCCUACACUGACCGUGAGGCCAAAAAUUGUAUGUGCUAUCAGUGAGCUCCGUGAUCAACAACCGACGACGACGACAUUGACUUCGAGCAAAAGUGAUGGCGACGGGUUGGAGCCAGCGAUGACUACGACCCAAGUAAAGUCAGCGGUGACUGAACAGCUUGAUUCUUACGUGGCACCGGUUAGAAUCCAGCUGUUAGAUGCACUGGCUGAUGUUAACGAUUUUGUUCCGGACGAGGCAACCAAAAGCACGACCAUAGUUCCUAUAGUCGUGGCCAAAAGUGAUGGCGACGGGUUGGAGCCAGCGAUGACUACGAUCCAAGUAAAGUCAGCGGUGACUGAACAGCUUGAUUCUUACGUGGCACCGGUUAGAAUCCAGCUGUUAGAUGCACUGGCUGAUGUUAACGAUUUUGUUCCGGACGAGGCAACCGAAAGCACGACCAUAGUUCCUAUAGCCGUGGCCAAAAGUGAUGGCGAUGGGUUGGAGCCAGCGACGACUGCGGUCCAAGCAAAGUCAGCAGCAGCAGAAAAACCCCGGCAAGGUCGUCGUAGAUCGUUCUUAUCGGCAGUGGGGAGGCGGCUCCUCAAGUUCGGGAGGACGUUAUGCUGCUGUUGCUGUUGCAAAUAGUGUGGUAGGUACACCGAUACCGCCAUAUGGUGCGCUCGAUUGCAUCUGUGAGAUGACAACGAGUUGAGAAGACAAGAGGGAUGCAAAAAGAGAUGUUGACUGGUGUCAUCAAUCCAAAAUUUAAGUUUAUAAUUUAUUAAAAUUCAUUUUGUUUAAUUUUCGUUUUGUUGAAAAACUUUAAUAUUAUAAUGAUUGUUAAUUUGCUCAUAUUAUCAAAUAAACAAUGAAGCAUAACAUAUGUAAAUAUUAAUUAUACAUGUAAAUUUUUACUUUGAAUACCGUCAAAUUUUUUUCUGAUUGUUAUAAAAAAUAAA